AUGCGCUCGAUUAGCUGCAGCUCGGGCAUUCUUCAACCGGUGACUGAUCCUCGAACAACGGUUGGCUCUCGCCUCGAGCAGCAGUUGCUCGUUGCCGGAAAAGCUCGGGGGUCUACACGGCUAUGGCGAACGGUUGGGAUCUGCUCGGCGAAAUUUCCUCCCAGGCAGAGCGUGCGGCGGCUGUUGACGAAGGCUGACGAGACCCCCGAUGUGGUGAACAAGGGCCGACGGGACUUGCUGCAUACUGUCGAAGGAGGUAGAAGAAGGACAGGUGGACUGCUACUACUCACUGCGGCACUGCUCGCGUAUCUAUGGCGUUGCCGGCGGUCGCGGACGGAGGUGAUGCUCUUCGGUGAAGGGCUGAGAGGAUGGAAGGCGCUGCUGCUCGGUUUCUCCUCCCGCACAUACACACGCGGACGGUGA
Striga asiatica is the source of this 423-nucleotide messenger RNA. NCBI's taxonomy places the organism in Eukaryota, Viridiplantae, Streptophyta, Magnoliopsida, Lamiales, Orobanchaceae. The record is from the annotation of a GenBank genome assembly.